AUGUCUGGUGCUGGAGGUUGGAGGGAAGGCAGCAGGUACAGGACAGCUACUGCCUCCAAUACUCCAUCUUCCUCACAGGGUAAUCCCUGGAAUGGCAACAACAAAAUGGAGAAGGGUGAAAACACCCAGAGGCUGCCAUCAUCGGAAGAGGAACAAAGAGGCCAAGCAUCAGCCCACCAUCAACAGCAAGAUCAGUAUGUUGGCCCAUAUGUCUUGGUAACUCCAAAUGAAACCAGAAGAAAACAGUUGCUGCAAAUUGCUAAGAAAGAGCUCAAUGACCUGGAGCAAUGGAAGAAAGAACACAGGCCAGGGCCAAUUACGUUGGUGCCACAGAGACUGGGUGGAAACGAAUCAGAGGCUCAAGUACGACAAAACCAGCAAAUGAUUCUCAUGCAAUCUAAAUACCAGAAAAAGCACAAGAGAGAAGACUAUGUAAAAGCAAAAAAGGCAGCUGAAGAAGCUGAAAUCCUGAAAAAGAAAGCAAUUCAGAGAGAAAAGGCAGAGAGACUUGAAGUCAAGAAAAGACAAGAAGAAAUGCAAAGAAGAGAGAUGCUUCAUGAAGAUCAAAAGUACAAAACCAAUGAAUUACUGAACAGAUUGGACGUGGGUUUGCCAAAGAGUGAUUCCUAUCAGAUUGCUAAUCCUGGCCCAGAAUCUACAGCAUGGAAAAGAAGCCAUGCUUAUAAGCAAGCUCUUCGAGAGGAUGAAAACAGACGAUUAGAGGAAAUGAAGCAAGAACAACAGAGGAAGACUGAAUUAAUGGAAUUUAAACAAAAGCAGGAAGAGGAAACCAGGACAAGAGCACUUAAAAAUGAACAGAGGAGGGUAAAUAAUGCUUUCCUGGACCGACUCCAGAACAAAACACAGCUUAAUAACAUCUACCAACCUGGGUAUACUGGACUACCUCAAUGA
Cinclus cinclus is the source of this 912-nucleotide messenger RNA. RefSeq names its product epithelial stromal interaction 1 (gene EPSTI1). The transcript is spliced from 10 exons. Bases 1 to 912 code for a protein of 303 amino acids. Lineage: Eukaryota; Metazoa; Chordata; Aves; Passeriformes; Cinclidae. The record is from RefSeq and is a predicted model, not a curated record.